ACCGCUCUCAAGUUUCUUUCUGAUACAAAUCGUCACACUUUUUAUGGGCUCAAGGUGCCGUUUCAUGCAACGAAAUAAUCGCCGCGAAUGAAGGUCACGUGAUCAUUCGCUGUUCGCUAGCGAGUAAUCGCUGUUCGCUGAAAAGUUUCAGCUUGUAGCGAAUAUUCGUAAGGAAUGAAUAUGUCUGCUCCAACUAAGAAUGUUAACUUUUCAAAUUGAGUUGCAGACAUGCGUAUGUAAUUAUUAAAUCUCAAAUCUUCUAAAACGAGUUUAGGUAGCACAGCAUGAAAGAAUCCAUGCACUUUCCCAAGGUCGAUAGAUGGAGGAACUGGCGAAGUAAGGUCCUCGCAUCCACUUCACACGAUUUGACCCGAAAAUGGCGGCGAAAUGUUGUGUACCACGUGUCAGUUUGUGAUUAUAGGUUGUGUACUAUUGUCAGAGAAGAAGAAAUAGGAGUUUAUUGUGUGCUGUGCGGCAAUUGGAAUAAAAUCGUUUCAUAUCACCGGUUUCCGAAAGAUAGGCAUAGUAGAGAAAAAUGGUUAUCUUUCUGUGGAAUCGGAGAGAAGGAUCUCAAUACCGCUACCUUCCUAUGUUCUAAUUAUUUUAAGGAAGAGGAUUUAACGAAGAGAAUAAAUUGUGUUAUUAUAAAUCGUGGAGCAAUACCAUCCAUCAAGACACAAAAAAGAAAGAAAAGAUCAAAUACAACAGAUGACAAAUAUCAGCCACUAAUGAAAAAACACAAUUUGGAUGAAAUGUCCGUUGCUUGUACAUCCUCUGACAAUUCUCAGACAGCAGCUAAUACCGUAUCUACAUUGAUCGAAGUGAACUGUCAAACAUCUCCAAGAACACCUCCAAGGACAACACCUGUUCUCGAACCUCGAUACGUUGGUGACAUUCGAACGUCACAUUUAGCUACACCUCGACGAGCAAAACGAGCUAUAGCUCUGACACGACGAGUUAUCAGUCAACAUACGAGGACCAUUGCAGCAGUCACGAAACAGAUUACGUGCGCGCAUAAAAAGCAUAAAAGACUUAUUAACCGAGUUGAAUCGAAAGAAUUUAAUUUCUGAAAGUGCUUUUGACAAUUUUAUGGUAAGUUUGCGUUGCAAAUAUACUGAUGACUGCAAUUGUAAAUGAAAUAUAAUUGUAAUUGUUACGAAUUUAUAAUAUAACAUCAAUUGUAAAUAAUUUAUGGAAUUCACAUCAAUGAAAACAUAAUGAAUAAUUAGUAUUAUUGUAUCGUUACUAUUGUUAUUGUUAUUAUUAUUAUAUGGCAUUCGUAUUAA
Messenger RNA from Ooceraea biroi (clonal raider ant), 1286 nucleotides. RefSeq lists its product as uncharacterized. The record is from RefSeq and is a predicted model, not a curated record. Lineage: Eukaryota; Metazoa; Arthropoda; Insecta; Hymenoptera; Formicidae.